AUGGCCGCCACCAAGGUGUGCACCGUUGGUUUCGAGAGCGACGUGAUCACCACCACCGUGACGGCAUCCGGCGCGGCCGUGGAGGGCUGGCUCGACGAGGUCCUCGCCGUCCACCGCCGCCGCCUGCACAAGCUCGUCGUAGGGCUGGACGUGGAGUGGCGCCCCAGCUUCGGCCGCGCGUACAGCAAAACAGCCAUCCUCCAGCUCUGCGUCGGGCGCCGGUGCCUCGUGUUCCAGUUCCUCCGCUGCGACUACAUCCCCGACGCGCUGGGGGAGUUCCUCGGCGCCGGCUACACGUUCGUCGGCGUGGGCGUGGAGGCGGACGCUGAGCGGCUCUGGAACGACUACGGCCUGAAGGUGAACCAGACGGUGGACCUGGCGUACCUCGCGGCGGAGAAGAUGGAGCGGCCGGACCUCCGCAACGCGGGCCUGAAGGGCAUCGCGGCAGCCGUCAUGGACGCCCACGUCGAGAAGCCGCAGUGGGUGCGGACGGGCGACUGGGAUGCGUACUACCUGUCGGACGAGCAGGUAAAGUACGCCUGCAUCGAUGCAUUCGUGUCCUUCGAGGUCGGCCGGAGGCUGUUCAACGGCGACUACUGA
Messenger RNA from Miscanthus lutarioriparius, 600 nucleotides. NCBI's taxonomy places the organism in Eukaryota, Viridiplantae, Streptophyta, Magnoliopsida, Poales, Poaceae. The record is from the annotation of a GenBank genome assembly.